Cynocephalus volans (Philippine flying lemur) is the source of this 1662-nucleotide messenger RNA. It is a transcript of the gene LRRC57, whose product is annotated as leucine rich repeat containing 57. The record is from RefSeq and is a predicted model, not a curated record. The transcript is spliced from 6 exons. Gene Ontology annotation, molecular function: protein binding. The coding region runs from base 107 to 826 and encodes 239 amino acids. Lineage: Eukaryota; Metazoa; Chordata; Mammalia; Dermoptera; Cynocephalidae.
GGGCGGAAGCCCGAGGAGUGCAUCCCAGGCUGGCGCGGGUGCCGGCCCCCAUUGCGGACCCCUCUGUCAGACCAGCUGUAGAAGGGACCUUAGCCGCGGCGCUAGGAUGGGAAACAGUGCUCUCCGCGCUCAUGUGGAAACGGCGCAGAAAACUGGUGUCUUUCAGCUUAAGGACCGUGGAUUGACCGAGUUCCCCUCAGAGUUGCAGAAGCUGACGAGCAAUCUCAGGACCAUCGACUUGUCCAACAACAAGAUCGAGAGCCUACCGCCUUUGCUGAUAGGGAAGUUCACUCUGUUGAAGAGCCUCUCCCUGAACAACAACAAAUUGACUGCUCUUCCUGAUGAGUUAUGCAAUCUGAAAAAACUAGAGACGCUAAGCCUAAACAACAAUCACCUGAGAGAGCUGCCAUCUACCUUUGGGCAACUGUCUGCCCUCAAGACCUUGGGACUCUCUGGGAACCAACUGGGAGUACUACCACCACAACUUUGUAGCCUACAGCACCUGGAUGUGGUGGAUCUCUCCAAGAACCAGAUUCGGAGUAUACCUGACAUAGUGGGGGAGCUGCAGGUCAUCGAACUCAAUCUCAACCAGAACCAGAUAUCUCAGAUCUCAGUAAAGAUAUCUUGCUGUCCUCGCCUUAAAGUUCUUCGGCUGGAAGAGAACUGUCUUGAGCUCAGCAUGCUUCCACGGAGCAUCCUCAGUGAUUCCCAGAUCUCUCUGCUUGCUGUGGAAGGCAAUCUUUUUGAAAUAAAGAAACUUCGAGAACUGGAAGGCUAUGAUAAGUACAUGGAGAGGUUCACGGCCACAAAGAAGAAGUUUGCAUGAUGUUCUCCAGGACCACGGGAACCCUAUAGAACACGGACUUGGAACCUCUGUUGGAAUCUGGCUAAAUCAAAGCCUCCUGUUUCUGUCAAGGAUACCUGCAGUAAGGAGAUGACACUCCAGGAGAUAUUUCAAUGAUCUUUUUCCUUUUCAGGAAUUAUUUCAGAUAAGCUCAAAGAAGAGGAAUCAGGAGACAGGAAUAAUCUUCCAAUUUGAGUCAUGGAUAAGGCAAUGGACAAUGGUGAUCUUCAAAACCAUCAUUAGUUUGGCUUUAAGAAACUUAGCUAGUUGCUAUUUAUAUGAUGGGGGUGGGUGCUGCCUGGUAACAAAAUAGCUCCACACCACAGCUUGAGAUUUCCUUUAGUGUCAGUGUGUGAGCCUUCAUAAAGUCAGCUGCCAUUCCACCUCUGUGUAAACACUUCAUAUUUUUAUGAAAUGCAAAUAAUUUGUGAGAAACUGCUAUGGCUAAGCUAAGAUUUAUGAUCUCAGUCCAUCAGUUCAAUUGUAGUGUUCAUACUUGGAAUUUAGGAUGUAAAUAUGUGACUCCGUCUUGAUUAAAAGUGCGCCUUGUCAGAGAAGUAGCAACACAACACUAAGAGAUGUUCCUCAAGGCUGCAGUAGCAAAUUCUUUACUAUUGCAGGUGCCUUAUUGGUAGAGGGCUCUAAAGAGCUAUAACCAUAUAUGCAACACUUGUAAGAUAAAAGAGAUUUUAAUAAUCAAGAUUUUCCUGAAGCUUUGUUGGAAAUAAUGUUUUAUUUCUGGUAAUCUUUCCCCCUUUUUGUAUUUAUAACUCUACUAAUCAAAUUACCUAUCAAGAAACCAUUGCUACGAUAUUUAA